AUGGGAUCUUGUGCUCAAAUAUCUGGGACUCAUUGCAUUGAAAUGAACAAGUUUAGUGGUUUGAGUUGUAAUGAUGGAUCUCACCCACCUAUAUUACCAAAGACUUCAUCGACCGACUCACAACCUGUGAAGAAAACCAGAGGACGCAAGCCUCUAAAUCGUGGGAAUGAAGUUGAUAAAAAUCGUCAACGGAAACCAAGAAAAAAACAAGAAGUUGAAACUCCAUCUAAAGAAGAUCAGUCUGACGCUACACCCGAUCCAUCUGUUUUCAUAACUCCGGCAACAAAGCGUCCAAGAGGUCGUGCUGCGAAGAAGUUUAAGUUGGAGGCUGAAGUUGUCACUAAUCUAACUCUAGAUCCGUUCGCGAUUGAGAACAUGAAUGAAAAUCCUGACACGAAGGCUGAAAAAUCUCUUUCAGACUGUAAAAGGCGCCGAACUUCAGUCUGUCCGGUUGAAAUACGACAGAAGAGAAAGCCGUUGCCUACAUUGAUUAAACGGAAAAAGCGCUCAGCGUUUUAUGGAGAUGAUUCAGGAUCUGAGCCUGAAACACUUAAUCGUGCUGGAUGUCGAGCAUCUGAAAUUCGAUUGGAGUCUGAAGGAGCUAAUAACUUGAGUUAUAAGCGUCGUUCUGAGCGUCACACUGGUGAUCGAAAAAGCUAUACCGAUGAUUUGGAGCUUAAUCUGACUGAUGAUGAAGUUGAUGUUCGGAAUGGUGAAGUGAUCACUUUGAAUGAUUCUGCUGAUGUUGCUGAGGGUAUUGACAAUAAGAUUGUCGAGUCUGUACUUGGUCGUCGAAUCACAAAACGACUGGUUAAAAAGAUUACUCAAACUGAGAUCAAAUCUCCGAAUGAUAUUUCAGACAAAGGAUUUCAGAAUUCUGUAAAUGCUUCAGGCGAGAAAUCUCAAAUCACAGUGAUGGAAGAGGAGGGAGAGGAAGAGGUUGAAGAAUUUUAUUUAAAAUACAAGUCCUAUUCUUAUCUUCACUGUGAAUGGCGGGCUUUAGAUGAAAUUAGUGAUCCACGCAUCCUUCCAAAAAUAAGACGGUUCGAAAUAAGACAAGCCAACUCCAUACGCACUGAGGAUGAUGAUGUUGUAUUGUUUAACCCAGAUUAUGUGGAGGUUGAACGUGUCCUAGAUGUCAAAGUUUACAACAAUGGCCAGUUGGUGACAACAGAAAACAGUGGACAUUCGUUGGAUUUUAAAAUGCACAGUAAACGACCCAGGGAACGCAACAAAAUCCUCAGCGUUCGUGAGACAAAAUGUAAAAUUAAGAAUGAGGUUGGAUGUGACGAUGUGAUUACUACCUUGACAACAAAUACACAAGAAUCUAUCUCUGAAAUUCACUCAACAACACCACUUACUGAUGACUUCAAUGACAGUGAAAAUAACUCGCAUUGUCCUCAUUCGGCCAAUGCAGAUGAUAAGAAUACAUAUAGCAUUCACAAAACAGAUCCCGAAGUAGAUAUGAAAUCCAAAGAUAUUGUUUGUACCAGUCCUGUUGAACGAUCAUCAUGUCAAAAUGAAGAAAAAGAUGAAUUUGGAGACAUAAACGACCCAACUACCUCUCCAACCUUUAAAGAAUUUGAAAUAGGUGACAGUCAGUUGGAAUCAAGUGCAAUGACAGAUAACAAGACGGAAAAAGAUGAUGAGGUCGAUGAUAAGGAUGAUGAUGAUGACACUUCCUCGCCUGUUAAUGUGACAUAUUAUCUAGUUAAAUGGCGUUCACUAGCCUAUGAAGAUGCGACCUGGGAAUUGUCACAGGAUGUUGAUCCAGCAAAAGUUAAGGAGUUUUACAAACGGCGUUAUCCACCGAAGAAUCCUGUCAUUCCACGAGACCAUGAUUACAAGAUUAUUCGACCUGAUCCUUCUACUUGGAAGCCAAUCGACUCUAGUACAAUCUAUAAAAACAAUAACAAAUUACGAGAUUAUCAAGUAGAAGGUGUUAACUGGCUAACAUUCUGUUGGUAUCAUCAUCGUAACUGUAUUCUCGCAGAUGAGAUGGGACUGGGCAAAACAGUUCAGAGUGUAACUUUUCUAUUGGAAAUAUUUAAAGCUGAUGUACAAGGACCUUUUCUAGUCAUAGUUCCUUUGUCAACUGUUGGAAAUUGGCAACGUGAAUUUGAAAAUUGCUGCUGUAAUCGACGAAGCUCAUCGGUUGAAAACAAAAAGUGCAAACUUGGUGAAGGCUUGAGAUAUUUAGAUUUGGACCAUCGUGUUUUACUGACUGGAACUCCAUUACAAAAUAAUGUUGAGGAAUUGUUUGGACUAUUAAAUUUUCUGGAACCUGAGAAAUUUAAUUGUUCGACCACAUUCGUCGCUGAAUAUGGUGAACUAAAAACAGAAGAACAAGUUGAACGCCUAAAGACAGUGCUAAAACCUAUGAUGCUUCGUCGAUUAAAAGAAGACGUAGAAAAGAGUUUAGCUCCUAAAGAAGAAACAGUUGUUGAGGUGGAGUUGACCAAUAUUCAGAAGAAAUACUAUAGAGCAAUUAUGGAACGUAAUUUCUCAUUUCUGUGCAAAGGUUCAACUACGAAUGCACCCAACCUAAUGAAUAUAAUGAUGGAAUUGCGAAAAUGUUGUAAUCACCCAUUUCUAAUUAAAGGUGCUGAAGAUGCUAUUCUCUCUGAAGCCCAGUCGAACGAUGAUACUCUUAAUGAAGAUGAACUGGCCUUCCAAACUAUGGUUUAUGCUUCGGGCAAGUUGGUUUUAAUUCAUAAAUUGUUACCGAAACUGCGUGCUGAUGGUCAUAAAGUACUCAUCUUUUCACAAAUGAUUCGUGUACUUGAUAUUCUUGAAGAUUAUCUUGUUCAUCAAGGAUUUCAGUUUGAACGUAUUGAUGGGCGAAUUCAUGGGCCAUUGCGUCAGGAAGCUAUAGAUAGAUUUAGUGUUGAUCCAGAUAAAUUUGUCUUUCUUCUAUGUACCAAGGCUGGUGGCCUAGGGAUUAAUCUAACUGCAGCAGAUGUAGUGAUUAUCUAUGAUUCAGAUUGGAAUCCUCAAAAUGAUCUUCAAGCUCAAGCACGUUGUCAUCGCAUUGGACAACAAAAAAUGGUUAAAGUUUACCGUUUGAUUACUCGUAAUACGUAUGAACGCGAAAUGUUCGACCGAGCAUCGCUUAAGUUGGGUUUGGAUAGAGCGGUGCUACAGUCUAUGGGCAGCAAAGAGGCUAGACAGGCACAGAUGUCUAAAAAGGAGAUUGAAGAUCUUUUAAAAAAAGGAGCUUAUGGAGCUUUGAUGGAUGACGAUAAAGCUGGUGAAGAUUUCUGCGAAGAGGAUAUUGAUCAAAUACUUCAAUCACGAGCUCGUGUUGUUCAGCUGGAACAAGGGAAAGAAAAUUCUACAUUUUCUAAGGCGACAUUUUCUAUGUCAGAUAACAGAAGUGAUAUUGCAUUGGACGAUCCUAACUUCUGGCAAAAAUGGGCCAAAAAGGCUGGCGUGGAUGAGACAGCAUUAGCCAUGAAAGAUCUGAUAGUCCAAACUCCACGUCAGCGUCGUCAAACUAGCCGUUAUUCAUCAAUGGUCGUCAAUGAACCACCUAAUAUUCCAAGUCCAGCAAGCUUUAACAUGUCCGACUUUGAAGACAAUGCGAAUUCAAACAGCUCUGGUGAUGAAACCGUUAUUCAAUCUUCAUCAGGUAGAUGUCGCUCUCGUCGUAAUCGAAAAAAUGCUCGACUUUCGCGAAAGUCACAGAAUACAGUCGUCAAGCAAGAUAAGUUGCUUGUUGUAAAGGAGUGUGAUGCAAAUGCAGGAAAUGACCUAAAUUUGAUAGAACCACUUGAUCGAGCUGAUUUAUUUCGAGUAGAGCCUGUUUCUUUCAAACGAAGUAUGCAACCGUCUGAUCUAGCCUAUUUUUCUUGUGCUCUAUUGGACUACAUCCUGCGUUGUCUACCAUCAAACUCAGAUAUUCGUACACGUGCCAUAUGUGAAACUCUCGCUCGUCCUGGUACCUGGAAACUUGACAUUCAUCAGGUCAACAUUGCUGUAUCAGAAGCCUCUGCUAAAAUUAAGUGCAUACCACCGUCUGUACCUGUUAACAUGGAAAGUGAGAAUUUUGAUGGUCAAGCACCAAUUCUUGAUCAAAACAUUAAUGAAUUGUCCGAAGUGAAGAAGAAUGAUGAUGCUGUCCUGCUUUCAGAUGCAGUAAUUGACGUCAAAAGUUGUAUAGACUCUCCUGUUCCCAGCGAAUAUAAUGCAACGGGAAGUCCAGUAUCGGUUGUUACUGCUCCAACUGAUGCAUCAAAUACUUCAGUAACAAAGUUAGCAUCAGCCGAUACAGAGAAUAUACAUAAUAAGAUUGAAUCCAUACCCGAUAUGCCAUCAGAACCGCUUGAAGUAAUUGGAAAGGAUGAUAUUCUUGACAAAGAUGAAGAUGAUGUCGAUGAAGAGACACACGUCAAGACAGAAGAAACUCAAAUGUCUCCCAGACUUGCCGCCUUCAAACCUGAACUUCUUCAACCGAAUGAGAGCUUCAAGAAACACGUUCAAAGGGCUGGUGCCCGACUUUUGAAUCGUGUUGCUCUUCUUUUCUUUCUACAGUGUGAGAUAAUUGGCAUAAAAUCUGCUCAAGACUUGAUAGCAUCUCGUUUGAGCCAUACUGACUUCCCUGAAUUGGCUUUGAGUUUACCUCCAUUGGAAGUGCUCGAUUCAGAUUUGCCCGCUCUAUGGUGGGAUAAAUGCUGUGAUAAAUGUUUGCUGUUAGGCAUCAUGAAACAUGGGUGGGAAAAGUACACAGCAAUGCGUUUAGAUCCUAAACUCUGUUUCCGCCUUCGUGCCAUUGAAGUAAUUCAAUCUCAGUGUUCAAACAUACCGAAUGUUUCGAAUGAUCAUCUUCAGGAAAAUAAAGAAGUGACCGAAAGUUCGGAGGAUAAUCCGGAGAUUAAAAUAGUGGACUGUACUCGGAAGAAGAAUACUGAUGAAUGCGAAUUGGAAGACAUUCAGUCUGUCGCCAAAUCUACUUCACUUCCUCCUGAAACUUCCGCACAGAAUACUGGAACAACUGUGAAUGAAGUAGAAAGUUCAAGUGUGGAGGAUGAUAAUUCAGCUAGCUUUUCGAACAAUAUUUGUGAACCGCUCAAAAAAGAUGCAUCAUCUGUUCUUGAUGUUGGCAGUGUUUCAGAUGAUGUUCUACUGAGUCUUCCUUUCCCACAAGUCGCAGAUUUAAAUUCUCGAGCUAGGAAGCUGGUGGGUUAUUUCCAACGGAUCAAAAAUCAACUUGGGUCUGACGCCUCUCGAUGUUUACCUAAAGUUGACGUGGAAGAGGCCGUAACAUGUCUUCCUUUUACUCGGUUGGCAGAAGCGAAAGUUCUAAAAUGGACACGUCGAGAAGAAGCGGAUUUCUAUCGUGUAGUAUCAAGCUUUGGUGUGGAAUUCACUGAAAUAACACCUGAUACUGCGUCUAAUGUUGAUGGAAACGGUGACGGUGACCAACAAGACGAAAAACCUAACCUAGUAAUUGAUGUCGACAAUACAGAACGAAGCUCCACAAGUCACUGCCAAGGAAAUACAACUGGAUUAAUUUUAGACAACUUGCUAACCUAA
Heterobilharzia americana is the source of this 5535-nucleotide messenger RNA. Lineage: Eukaryota; Metazoa; Platyhelminthes; Trematoda; Strigeidida; Schistosomatidae. The record is from the annotation of a GenBank genome assembly.